GAGGUCGCCAUUUCUCACAAGCCCACCAUUUCCCCUCAGUCUCCCUUGCCCAAGGUGAAGGCUCACCUUGGUUUGCAGCAAGGUCCAAGGUGAUUGCGUGAAGUACCGUCAGCCUCACGCGUGACUCGUCGUCGCAAUCUCUUAGAUCUGGAUUUGACAAGCAAUUUCGGCGUCAAACGCUUCUUUUUGCGUGAUCACAUUUGAACGAAUCAGAUCAAUGGCCAGCGCGGCGACGUCGCAUGCGGUCAGGCCAGCGAUAAAUGCGACAAACUGUACGACUGCGUCGCAUUUAACGCGUCGACUGUCGUCAGCGACGAACCUGUCGCUGGUCUCGCUGAGAGCCAUUCCGGUACAAUGCAGAAGCCGAUCAUCUGUAAGCAAUUCUCACCGCUUGCGAGUCACGUGCAAUGCAGCUAAACCAGGCUCCCAGCCAGCAGAAGACCCCUACCAGGUGCUGGGCGUGCGGCCGCUGGACUCGUUCGACGCCAUCAAGGUGGCGCACAGGCGGAAGCUCAAGGAGGCGGAGGGGAAGGGCGACGAGGCGGAGAUAGAGAGGAUCGACCGGGCGUACGACGCCAUCAUGAUGCGGCAGCUCACCCAGCGCAAGCAGGGCGUCACGUUCGGCUCCCUCAAGGUGUCGGAGGACAUCAAGUACGCCGACCAGACGGACGUCCUCCCCUGGCGCCCGCGCUAUGAGAAGGCCGACAAAAAGGGCAUCCUCAUCAACGCUGCUGUCUCCACUGUCAUGGCGGUGUGGAUGGUGGGGGCGCAGAACACGGAGUGGAAGAUCCUGCAGUUUCUGAUCUCCUUCUACAUCUUCCAGCUCUUCAUGAAGCUCGACCCCUUCUACCCGCAAAACACCGAGGAGGGGGAGAAGAGAUGGCAGAGGAACGGCCGGCGACUCACACGGGCCCUUGGCCUUGUCUUUGGCGUCAUUGCUCUUGCUUCACUGGUCCACACUCUUCUAAUCAAGGCCUACUCCCUUGCUGGGAUGUAUGUCCCUCGAGCCCUUUACACCUUCCAGGAAACAUUCAUCACCCUGUUUACAAGUGUCAGCUUGUUCUUCGUGGGAUCAUUCUACCGAUGAGUUCAUUGUGUGAGCUGUAAUGGAUUGGCUUUAUUGGUUUCUCUUUUUUAGGAGGCAAAAAACAAUGGCAACAUUGUACUUAGAUGCUAGACGGAUUGUAACAUGUGGUAGAUUCGAAGCCUUCCAUCAUUUCGCUAAUCUUGACGUGGCUC
Closterium sp. NIES-67 is the source of this 1239-nucleotide messenger RNA. Lineage: Eukaryota; Viridiplantae; Streptophyta; Zygnematophyceae; Desmidiales; Closteriaceae. The record is from the annotation of a GenBank genome assembly.